This is a messenger RNA of Besnoitia besnoiti, 1791 nucleotides long. RefSeq lists its product as uncharacterized. The coding region runs from base 1 to 1791 and encodes 596 amino acids. Lineage: Eukaryota; Apicomplexa; Conoidasida; Eucoccidiorida; Sarcocystidae. The record is from RefSeq and is a predicted model, not a curated record. The transcript has 4 exons.
AUGAAGACGACCGCGGGUGCGCGGGAGCUGCGCCGUGAAAAUGCCAUGGCGCAGGAACCUGCGCCUGGGCUAGGCGCCUCGGCGGGCGGGCUGUCUCUGUCCAAACGGAGCUGUCGCUUGGCUGCGUCUGCCUCUAGGCCGCGUGGCAAACGGACGCUCGCCAAGGCAGACUUACUUUGGUCUUCACUGUUUGGUCUCGGAGGAGUCUUGGGCCUGCACAUGACUCGCGAAAGAGGUCGCGGAGCGGAGCGCCUCGGCAGCCAGGCUGAAGAGGAGCCCCUGGUCAAUCUCCCUCUUCCUCCCGCGCCGCUGGAGAACGGUGGCGAGACUGCCGCCGUGAAGGCGCCGGAGGCCGGUCACGAGAGUGGCGCGGAAAAGGCGCGGGAGGGUGUUGCCGUGGAGCAGUGUGAAGAGCCAGCUCUGGAAGAGACGCAGGCUCUGGAGGGGAUCCAGGCUCUGGAGGAGACCCAGGCUCUGGAGGGGACCCAGGCUCUGGAGGAGACCCAGGCUCUGGAGGCUGUCUCCGCGGACGAACGGCAAGCGGUGGGCGAGGACGCAGAAAUGGAGAACUCAGAUAUCGUCGACGAAGCCGCGCUCGACCUGCCCGAAACCGCAGACAGUGCCGAGGCUGUCUCCGGGACACCUGGAUCUUUCGAGACGUUCCUCGUGCGUCUCCUUCCGCCUGAGUUGCGAGGUCACGCCAAGCUCCUCAGCGUGGUCGCGCUCGUGACCCUAGCCCACGUGGGGAGGCGGCUGCGCGGGCGCCGAGGGAGAAGACAGGAGGGCGCGGAGGCGGAGUGCGUUCAGACUGCUGACAAGAAAGUCGCUGAAGUUCAAGCUGAACUGCGCGCCACCUUGGAGAAGCACGCCGCGGCGGAAGAGGCGCCGCGAAGGCUUCAGGAGGACUCCCGCUCGGAGUUCGGUGCCAAGAGCUUGGCUGAAGGCCGAGCCCUAGAUGCAGAGGCGCAGCGCAACGACGCGAGAAGCGCUCUGGAGGCCGCUGAGGAGAAGGUUCGCCAGCUGCAGCAGGAUAUUGGCGAUUUGGAGGCCCGCGCCAGUGCGAGGGAAGCGGCAAUCGAGCGGCGGGCAAACGACUACCUUGCUCUUGGUGAAUCGCUUGUGGAAGAGUUGGAGAAGGCCGUACAGUCGUUGGCGCAGACGCAGGAGCGACUCGAUCAGGCCGUUCAAGAGGCAGCAUGGAAGAAGGCAACUCUAGAUCUCGCCCAGCGUGCUCUUGCCCAAAAGACACACGAGGGGAUUCUCAGUGGCGCACAAGAGCCAGCAGUGCAGGCUGCUGUGGCGCUGGCGCAGGCUCAGCCAGAGUUGGAAAAGAAGCAAAAGGAGCUGAACAAUGCAAUGAAGGAUGCGCAAGUUCAUCAGGCUGUGCUGCAGAAGGCGGAGUCUUUGGUGGAGCAGAUCUUAUCUCAUUUGGGAGCGCAGGAACAGGAGCUCGCUAGUGCUCAAGCCGAGUCUGAACUGUUGCGGCCAAAGCCGACCUGCAGAAUACGCAGUAUCUCCUGGCGGCGCAGGAACAAGAGACGAGCGGUGCCGCAAGAACAGACUGCAUUGACCAAGAACCAAACCCGGCUGGCAGAGACGGAGGACGCGGUGAGCAGCGCUGUGCAGAAGGCAGAGGCGCGAAAGGCCAAGCUGGCAGGAGCGCAGCAGGCACUUGCCGCCGCGCUGAAAGAGACGGAAAAGGCCGAGGCUGCCUUGACUCAGGAGCAGGAAGCUGCCGUCGCAGAGAUGCAGGAGCGGCUAACAAAGAGACGAAAAGCUCGCAGAAAGUGA